CCCAUCUUUGACCCAAAAGAAACAAAAGAAAAACUACCCCAUCUUUUGCAUUUUUGCUUGGAGAGGAAGAAGGAAGAAGACGGUGGUUUUACUAGGGCUUUACCAAAAGCCCCCUUCACAUGAAACCGGUGGACCAACCUCUCCUUCUCCUUCCUCUCCAAAUUCCGACAGCCAUCGCCAAUUCAGCACCCGCCAGAGCAGAGUAGAGAGAAGGCGAAAUGAACCGCAUGCUCCGAAGCCCUGGUUCCCUCGGGCACGCCCUGAGAUCUCUCCAGCUCCUCCGCGAGCCCUCCGCCGCGGCCGCUUCAGCUCGCGCUCUCUCCACCGCUCCCUCGUUCCUCAGGCCCCCCUCCUCCGCCGCCGCUGCCCUCCGCCUCCCGCCGCGCCACCGCCCGCUGCCACCUCUCCUCCCCCCGUCGCCGCCGUUCAUCGCGACCUCCGUCCGGCAUCUCCGCGUCGGCCGCGACCCCAGCACCGGAUACGAGAUAACGCCUCCGGUGAAUUGGGGGGUAAGGAUCGUGCCGCAACAGCGGGCUUUCGUGAUCGAGCGGUUCGGCAAGUAUGUGAAAACCCUAACUUCGGGAAUCCAUUUCUUGAUUCCACUCGUUGAUCGAAUAGCUUACGUGCAUUCACUCAAGGAAGAGGCGAUUCCUAUCCCGGACCAGUCUGCUAUCACUAAAGACAAUGUCAGCAUUUUGAUCGACGGAGUGCUUUACGUUAAGAUUGUGGAUCCGUACAAUGCAUCUUAUGGCGUUGAGAAUCCUAUAUAUGCAGUUAUUCAGCUAGCUCAGACGACGAUGCGUAGUGAGCUUGGGAAAAUAACACUUGACAAGACAUUCGAGGAGCGGGACACGCUUAAUGAAAAGAUAGUGGAGUCCAUUAACGUGGCUGCUCUAGACUGGGGUUUGAAAUGUCUUCGUUAUGAAAUACGGGACAUAUCUCCUCCUCGUGGUGUGAGGCAAGCUAUGGAGAUGCAAGCAGAAGCUGAGCGUAAGAAAAGAGCUCAAAUCCUGGAGUCUGAAGGAGAAAGACAAUCAAACAUCAAUAUUGCGGAUGGUAAAAAGAGUGCUGUAAUCCUAGAGUCAGAAGCUGCAAAGAUGGAUCAAGUUAAUAGAGCACAUGGAGAAGCAGAAGCCAUCCUUGCUAGGGCACAAGCAACAGCAAAAGGAAUUGUUCUGGUAUCCGAUGCUCUUAAGGAGACUGGAGGUGUUGAAGCAGCUAGUUUGAGGAUUGCUGAACAAUAUAUCCAUGCCUUUGGAAACAUUGCCAAAGAGGGCACAACAUUGUUGCUUCCUAGCUCCACUGCCAAUCCAGCUCACAUGAUGGCACAAGCUUUGACAAUGUACAAAAGCCUCAUUGGCAAUGUCUCAGGGGAUGCUCCAGGUGGAGGCUCUUCAUCUCAGUUGACUGGAAGCUCACAUGACAACCCUUCCUCGGGAGAGGCUGCGGACAAGAUUCCCAUGAUUUCUAGAAGAGAGAGUACGGAACAGCAUGAGCCAACAUUUUCACUUCAAAGUCCUCUGAAGGAGAGUAGAAGUAAUCGCGCAGGACAAUUUUGAAAAGAGAACAUAGUUUUUCCUGCAAAACUGUUGCGGCUGAUGCUCCCCUGUUUCCGGUUUCUCAUUUCCUCGCAGCAAGUCAAAACCAGUUUUGAACUGUAUUUUGCGCAAAGAAGGUUGCAUUUGCUUUUGAGAAAUUAGGAUCUUCUUCAGACGACCAACUGCACAUUUCCUUUUGGAGGUGAUGGAUUUUGUUCUACAAAUUGCCCUUCUAUCUACCGAGGUGGACUUUAUACUGAAGAAAUUGAAGUCAUUUUUCCCAUUAACUGUGAUGUAUGUCCUCAUUUGGUCAAUAAAGCCCACAUUCUGCAGUUGCAAGUAA
Molecule: messenger RNA, 1881 nt
Organism: Syzygium oleosum
Lineage: Eukaryota; Viridiplantae; Streptophyta; Magnoliopsida; Myrtales; Myrtaceae
Exons: 9
Coding region: 219-1559 (446 amino acids)
Cellular component (GO): membrane
Source: RefSeq, a predicted model, not a curated record